AUGAAAUUUUUACUUUUUGUCCUAGGGCUUGCCUUGGCUGUCGCAGCCGAAGAGCCAAUUAGUCUCUUCUAUCAUGAGACGAUUGGUAUUCCAGAAGCCGCUCGGAUCAAGCGCGCUGAAGAAGCCCUGGACUUUGACGGAAGCAGAAUUAUAGGUGGACAGGCUUCCUCCCUUGGAGCUUACCCUUUCUUGGGUGGUUUAAUCGUAACAUUGACAAGCGGUUCACAAUCCGUUUGCGGUUCAUCCCUGCUCACCAAUAAUAGACUUGUAACAGCCGCGCACUGCUGGUGGGAUGGUAGAAACCAGGGUCGUCAGAUAACUGUCGUUCUCGGCUCAAUCCGCCUCUUCUCUGGGGGUACUCGUAUUAACACCAACAAUAUUCAAAUGCACGGAAGCUACAACACCAACAAUCUUAACAACGACAUCGCUAUCAUAUCCAUCAGCUGGGUUGGUUUCACGAAUAAUAUAAAUCGCAUCAACAUACCCUCUGGCAGCAACAGCUACGCCGGCACAUGGGCUACCGCUGUUGGAUUUGGAAGAACAAGUGAUUCGGCUGGUAUUUCGCAAAGUCAAGCAUUGAGGCAUGUAAACCUUCAAGUUAUCACGAACAACGUGUGCGCUUCGACUUACGGUACCAAUGUCAUCAUCGGCUCCACCAUUUGUACUAGCGGUGCUGGCAAUAUCGGCACGUGCUCUGGUGACUCGGGUGGUCCUCUUGCCAUUGGCAGCGGUAACAACCGUAAUCUGAUUGGAGUAACAUCAUUCGUCGCUAGAGCUGGUUGCGCACGUGGUCUGCCCGCCGGUUUCGCUAGAGUCACCUCUUUCGCUUCAUGGAUCAAUGCACGUCUAUAA
Molecule: messenger RNA, 852 nt
Organism: Nymphalis io (European peacock)
Lineage: Eukaryota; Metazoa; Arthropoda; Insecta; Lepidoptera; Nymphalidae
Product: collagenase-like
Exons: 5
Coding region: 1-852 (283 amino acids)
Biological process (GO): proteolysis
Molecular function (GO): serine-type endopeptidase activity
Source: RefSeq, a predicted model, not a curated record